AUGCAAUCUCCACUCACCUUGACGUACAAGGUCGAUUGCUGGUCCUUCACCUAUGCUGGAUCAUCGGCGAACUUCUCAGGCCACCGUGUGAAGCUGAUGGCCGGGCCGGGUUGGCGAUGUUCUUUGAGGCUCUUGAGACCCUGGCAUACCAGGCUCAGCCGGCUCUCCAUGGGUCUGGCGGGGCCGAGGCGCCAAACGUGGGUGAUCGAAUGA
Messenger RNA from Durusdinium trenchii, 213 nucleotides. Lineage: Eukaryota; Dinophyceae; Suessiales; Symbiodiniaceae. The record is from the annotation of a GenBank genome assembly.